Etheostoma spectabile (orangethroat darter) is the source of this 1301-nucleotide messenger RNA. RefSeq lists its product as uncharacterized. The transcript has 11 exons. The record is from RefSeq and is a predicted model, not a curated record. The coding region runs from base 64 to 1062 and encodes 332 amino acids. Lineage: Eukaryota; Metazoa; Chordata; Actinopteri; Perciformes; Percidae.
GAGAGAGAGAGAGAGAGAGAUUGUAGGUGCUUUCACACUACAUUCAGUCUUCUUGUGUCAAAGAUGCAGGUUGUUAGUGGAGGAAAAUCUCUCUGGAUGUACACUCUGUUAUUCACUUCUCUACAACUUUGGGGAAGACCUUUAGCUUCCACUUCCUCUCCUCCUCUGCCUGCACCUAAACUUGACAUCUAUUCGAGGUCAAAAAGCUCAGUGGUUCUGGUGUGCCGGGCCCCAGAGGGCUACCAAGGACUUCAUUUCAUGUUGUACCAAACUACAGAAAAGGUGGACUCUAAGGAGUUGCAGUCUGGUGCUGAAGAGGUUGCGUUCACUGUGAGGGUAAAGGAAGGGGAUUCAGUCCAACUCUUCUGCUGUCUGUACAAGGACCAGGAUGGUCAUUACAGUGUGUUCAGUCCCUAUUUGCAGCUUGAGCACAUAAGAGAUGCGUUGCCAGUUCCCACCCUUGUCAUCCAGCAGCAGACGGACGUGUGGCAUUUGCUCUGCACAGGCUCUGCUGCUUACCCCGGUGCUGUGUUCUUCCUUUACCUGGCUGACAUUGAACUUCCUGUUGCCACUCACCGUGCCACCUUGCUCCACCAUCAGGCCAUCUUCCCAGUGCCUGUCCAGGACACUCCAGUGGCUAUUUACCAGUGCCAGUACAAUGUCCUCCUGGGAAGGAAAUGGAGAAGCUCUGAACGCAGCCUCUCAUUGUCUGUGACCAAAGGAAUUCCUCCUCCGUCAUCAACAGAUUUGUCCGGUGUGGACUGGCCUCUCGUAUUGGGCUCUUUCUCUGUUGUGGUAUUGAUCAUCUGCUCAGUGUCACUUGUGGUUGUGGUGGCACACAGGAAAGUUAAAGCAGCAGCUGAGAAAAAGAAGAAAAGACAGGAAGCCCAGUUCUGGACUCAAGUUCAUGCUAAGGACCAUGUUGUUGACCUUACACUAAGGCGUACAAGCUUCCCCUCUCAGGAAUGGGCCAGUGUGGACACAUCUACAGAGACAGCCUACGGAUCACCUUCAUUGAACUCACUUUCCACAUUCACAACCCCGAUCCCUCCAAUCCAUUAGAAAUUAUUGUUUUAUCUCCUUCUCUCUCUCUCUCUCUCUCUCUCUCUGUGUUUAUACUUUAUUUGAGUAGUUUAUCAAUGUAGCAUCAGUUGGAGUUACACAGUCAGACAGGAAGGGCUAUUUCCUCAGUUCCUAUUUCAUGUGUGGCAGUAAAAUUUUACAAUUUGACAGGAUAUGAUGUUUGUUUGAUCUUACAUGUUGAGCCAGUGGAUCUAUAUACAGAUUUUUAUUAUUAUUAA